Molecule: messenger RNA, 579 nt
Organism: Rhagoletis zephyria (snowberry fruit fly)
Lineage: Eukaryota; Metazoa; Arthropoda; Insecta; Diptera; Tephritidae
Gene: Trmt112
Product: tRNA methyltransferase subunit 11-2
Biological process (GO): tRNA methylation; peptidyl-glutamine methylation; rRNA (guanine-N7)-methylation
Molecular function (GO): protein heterodimerization activity
Source: RefSeq, a predicted model, not a curated record
AUCUUUAGCAGCAUGGCAGCACUGUGAGUGCAUUUGUUUAAGAACGUGGACAAUUUGUUAUUAACAAUUUAUAAUAUUAAUAUAAAAGAACAAUAUGAGGCUUAGUACCUAUAACUUUCUAACAUCUAAAGCCAUAAAAGGUGUGAAGGUUGGAUUUCCGCUAAAGUUGACGAUUGCAAAAAAAGACAUUAUUGAAAGCGAAUUCAAUCCCACAUUCGUAGAACGGUUACUUCCUCGACUGGAUUGGUCAGCAAUACGUUUGGCUGCGGAAGUGGUUGACUUGGGUGAUGACAUUCCCGCCGAACAACCCACGAAUAUUGGUGAGAAUGAAGAAUUGUUAAAGAAACUCCAUCAUUUGCUACUCGAAAUCGAUGUGCUUGAAGGGCAAUUGGAGUGUCCCGAAACGGGCCGUAUUUUCCCCAUAACAGAGGGUAUACCAAAUAUGUUACUAAAUGAAGAUGAGGUUUAAGAUAUUCAUAAGAACAUAAGUGGCUGCUCACGUCAAUGUUUCUUUUACUUACUUAAAUGUAUAUAUUAAGUUAUUUUUAAAUAUUCUAAAUGAAAGAAAGUUUAGUUAUC